UUGUUUAGGUCAUUUAAACCGUAGAGAAAGAAAAAGUUUGUAAAAAUCCAAAUAAUUUAUAAUAAACAAUUUUUUUUUAAAAAAAUUUUUUUAAACAAUAACUAGACAACUGAAAUACUCAAUUGUUUAAAAUGACGACUUCAAAAGAAUUAAAUUUAGCUCGAAAAAGUCUUGUCAUGUCCUUGGGUGAGAAUGCUAAAGUUUACUUUGAAAAAAUGAAACUUUGGUUCCAAAUGAAGACUACAAAGGAAGAAUUUGAUUGUGAAGCUCGUAAUAUUAUGUCAGAGGAUCAAGUUCAUUUACACAAUGAAUUUCUUUUGUGUUUAUUCAAUAAAGUGCAAGGUCUUGCUACAUCAACAACAAUUCGACCAACAAAAAUUAAUAAUAGCUAUAGCGUUGUGCAAAAUCAAAAAGAGAAAAAAUUACGCUUAAAACGCAAAUAUAAAACGGAUAAAUCUAAUUUUGAGCCGGCAGAUAUGUAUGUGGAAGUUUUAAGUCAAACAUCGUCGCCAGUUGGUGAUGAGCCUAUUGGAGCUAAUCGUUCAAGUGCUCAGGAAUUAAUACUUCCAGAUAGAACUUUUGUUUUGGCACGAUUAAUGUUAGCAGCUUGGGAAAAUAAUAUGGAUGGAGCUGAAGAAAGUACAGCUCAUAUAAUUAUUGCUGCCACUCAUAUUUUUCUUAAAAACAUUAUUACUGCAAUUAUCACAAGAAAAAAAGGCUUCUCAGUUCGUGACAAAACUUUUAUUUACAAUAUCGGUGAACCUGUACCUAGUUCAUGGAAACGAAACACUACUUUUGCUUCUAAUACAUUAAAUUGUACACCAGCGACACUUAGUGACAAUGAGGGGCAAAUACCUGCAGUAAAACCUAAUUUAGAAGAAGCUGAACAAGCAGUAGCUCUUUCAUUAGCAUGUGCCACUCAAACUAUGCUUCCAUGUCCACCUUCAGUUUCUAUUGCUGACUUACAAACAAUUUUAAAGGUGUAUAAAAAUCUUGUUAACAAUCAUACAUUGUAUGCCACAAAUGUUGAACGUUUGUUUACGUAUAAUACUCAUUCUACUUGGGAAGAUAUAGAAUCACGAAAAAUACUUCGUCGUAGUUGUAAAACUUAAAUGGCAUUUUAAGUGUUAAACUAUAAAUUUAUUUAUAUAAUGAAUAUAAAUUAAUUAUAUAUAGAAUUAGUUAUGUACUAAAUUGAUAAUGUAAAUAGAAACAUUUGCUAAUAAAAAAAGAUAAUAGUAUAAAA
Messenger RNA from Leptopilina boulardi, 1246 nucleotides. RefSeq names its product transcriptional adapter 1-like. The coding region runs from base 132 to 1112 and encodes 326 amino acids. Gene Ontology annotation, biological process: regulation of transcription by RNA polymerase II. The record is from RefSeq and is a predicted model, not a curated record. The transcript is spliced from 6 exons. Gene Ontology annotation, cellular component: SAGA complex. Gene Ontology annotation, molecular function: transcription coactivator activity. Lineage: Eukaryota; Metazoa; Arthropoda; Insecta; Hymenoptera; Figitidae.